UUCAAUAUCUGCAAUGGCCGAUGGAUUACAGCUCAGCCAAAUCAGAUAUCAACCCUGAUCGUUCUUCACUUAUUGCCUUCAAAUCUCGAAUAUCUUCAGAUCCUAAUAAUAUAUUGUCCCAAAAUUGGAGAAACGAAAGCAAUAUCUGUAGUUGGAUGGGAGUUACUUGUGAUUCUCGAUAUCAUAGGGUGACUCAGUUGAAUAUAUCUUCCAUGGGCCUUGUCGGGACCAUCCCACCUGAAAUCGGGAAUCUUUCUUUUCUCGUUUCUUUAGAUUUGAGUGAGAACUCUUUUCAUGGUCCUAUUCCUUCAUCUAUUUUCAACAUGUCAAGUUUAGAAGUUUUGAAUUUGAGGAAUAAUAGUUUGUCAAGCAGUCUACCAAUUGAUAUGUGCAAGCACAAUCUGCAUGGACUCAAGAGGCUUCGUAUUUCUUACAACAAGUUGUUCGGGGAAAUACCAUCGAGUUUGGAGCACUGUUCACAACUUACGUAUGUUUCUUUGGCCACCAACAAUUUCAGUGGACAUGUGCCAACACAAAUUGGGAACUUGACAUUGCUUCAAGAAUUAUACUUGGGUUCCAACAAUUUAAGUGGUUGAGCGGGAUGUUGCGGUGGAUGUUGAGUUGGCUAAAGACCCUAGGAUACGUUGUG
Molecule: messenger RNA, 649 nt
Organism: Salvia splendens (bonfire salvia)
Lineage: Eukaryota; Viridiplantae; Streptophyta; Magnoliopsida; Lamiales; Lamiaceae
Product: probable LRR receptor-like serine/threonine-protein kinase At3g47570
Exons: 2
Coding region: 21-596 (191 amino acids)
Molecular function (GO): protein binding
Source: RefSeq, a predicted model, not a curated record